AUGGUAUCCAACGCCCAGGGAUCUCCCGUGAAGGCAUUGAUUGUUGAGGACAUUCGAGUUUGUGCCUUCGUUCUCUCUGCGAUGUUACGCAUGUUUAACUGCGAGAUUGUUGUGGCUAAUAAUGGGAAAGAAGCUCUGGAUUUUUUCCUUGAAGGGAAGAAGUUUGACAUUGUUUUGUGUGAUAAGAACAUGCCCAUAAUGUCUGGACCUGAGGCAGUUAAGAAGAUCCGUGCUCUGGGAGAAACUGAUGUGAUGAUUGUUGGGGUGUCAGCUGAUGAGAAUGCCAUGGAGGCAUUCAUGAGUGCUGGUGCCGAUGUGUUUGUGGACAAACCAAUGAAAAUCGAGACUCUCGGGACUAUGAUUCAGGAGGUGAUGAACAAGAAGAACGCCAUAAUCUAA
This is a messenger RNA of Lolium rigidum, 399 nucleotides long. Its product is annotated as two-component response regulator ORR42-like. Lineage: Eukaryota; Viridiplantae; Streptophyta; Magnoliopsida; Poales; Poaceae. Gene Ontology annotation, biological process: phosphorelay signal transduction system. The transcript is spliced from 2 exons. The record is from RefSeq and is a predicted model, not a curated record. The coding region runs from base 1 to 399 and encodes 132 amino acids.